AUGGGUCGCAAACUCAAAGACCUCUCCAAUCUCAGCGAACCAGAAGCUCAGGAAACCCAAAACCUUCGCGAAACCAAAGCUGAGAGGAAGAAGAAGAAGCAGAAAAACAAAGACCAAGAAGAACAAGGCCAACUAACCCAACUCAGUCCCAAGAGAAAGCUGGAAGAAAUUGCCCCUCAAGAAGAUAACUCAGAUUCUACUAAGAAGAAGAACAAGAAGCACAAGAAAUCCAAAGAUAAGGAGCAAGAAACCGAAAACAAUGUGAAGGAGCCACAGAGAAAUGGGGAUGCCGACGAAGGUGAAUCUAGAGAACAGGUUGUUGUGGUUACUGGGAAAGAUGCGAAUGAAGCCAAAUACAAGUCAUUGAAUUCCUUUGCGGAAGCGAAGCUUCCGAGUGAGGUUUUGCGGUGCUGUGAGAAUUUCAAGAGUCCUUCUCCGAUUCAAUCCCGGGCAUGGCCUUUCUUAUUGGACGGCCGCGAUUUUAUUGGGAUUGCGAAAACGGGGUCAGGUAAGACUUUGGCAUUUGGGGUACCUGCUAUUAUGCACGUUUUAAAUAAGAGGAAGGGUAAGUUUUCGAAGGGCCGAACUCCUCUUUGCCUUGCACUUGCACCCACAAGGGAGUUAGCUCAACAAAUUUCAGAUGUUCUGUUUGAGGCUGGGAAACCUUGUGGUGUGAUAUCAGUUUGUUUGUAUGGUGGAGCAUCUAAAGGACCUCAAAUAUCUGCUCUGAAGUCUGGUGUUGACAUCGUUAUUGGAACUCCUGGUCGUCUCAAGGAUCUCAUUGAAAUGGGUGUGUGUUCCCUAAAGGAAGUAUCUUUUACGGUCCUUGAUGAAGCAGAUCGAAUGCUUGACAUGGGUUUUGAACCAGAAGUUCGCUUUAUAUUGGGCCAGACAUGCUUGGAACGCCAGAUGGUAAUGUUCAGUGCUACAUGGCCUCCUUCAGUUCAUCAAUUAGCUCAGGAGUUCAUGGAUCCCAAUCCUGUUAAGGUAGUUGUUGGUUCAGAGGAUUUAGCUGCCAAUCAUGAUGUCAUGCAGAUAGUUGAGGUCUUGGAUGACCGUUCACGUGAUGGACGCUUGGUUACUUUACUAGAAAAAUACCACAAAUCCCAAGAGAACCGAGUUUUGGUUUUUGUCUUGUACAAAAUGGAAGCUACUCGUGUUGAAAAUAUGCUGACAAAAGGGGGUUGGAAGGUUGUCUCUAUACAUGGUGAUAAGGCACAAACCGAGCGUACUAAGGCACUAUCUCUAUUCAAGAAAGGAAGCUGUCCCUUGAUGAUAGCUACUGAUGUGGCUGCUCGAGGAUUGGAUAUUCCAGAUGUCGAAGUAGUGAUUAACUAUAGUUUUCCCCUAACUACUGAGGAUUAUGUCCACCGAAUUGGACGGACUGGACGGGCUGGUAAGAAGGGUGUUGCUCAUACUUUCUUCACACAUCACAACAAGGCACUUGCUGGGGAGCUGGUCAAUGUUCUCAGAGAAGCCAAGCAAAAUGUGCCAGAAGACUUAUUGAAAUUUGGCACUCAUGUUAAGAAAAAGGAGUCCAAACUAUAUGGGGCUCACUUCAGAGAAAUUCCUGUGGAUGCUCCAAAGUCGAAAAAAAUCACAUUUGACAACUCUGAUGACGAAAAUUAA
Molecule: messenger RNA, 1629 nt
Organism: Prunus armeniaca (apricot)
Lineage: Eukaryota; Viridiplantae; Streptophyta; Magnoliopsida; Rosales; Rosaceae
Source: the annotation of a GenBank genome assembly